Necator americanus (New World hookworm) is the source of this 1899-nucleotide messenger RNA. RefSeq lists its product as uncharacterized. The record is from RefSeq and is a predicted model, not a curated record. The coding region runs from base 1 to 1899 and encodes 632 amino acids. NCBI's taxonomy places the organism in Eukaryota, Metazoa, Nematoda, Chromadorea, Rhabditida, Ancylostomatidae. Gene Ontology annotation, molecular function: L-glutamate gamma-semialdehyde dehydrogenase (NAD+) activity. Gene Ontology annotation, cellular component: mitochondrial matrix. The transcript is spliced from 20 exons.
AUGAUGUCGAGUGAGGAAAUAUCUCGAAUGGUUCAUUUUGCUCCUAUGACAUGGUACUGUCAUUCCAUUGACUUUUUGAAAUCUAUGCACGUAAUUCGUCACGAUAUGCUAAGAAGAAAACAAAUGGUUAAGGAAUACGAUCGUAUUUUGCAAACAGCAGGAAUUUCAAUGCAGCAACGAUCAUACAUUCGUUUUGAGAUGAUAAGGAUGUUUUCACGAAGACUCGGUUCAGCUACACGAAAUUUGCGUAGAGCAGCAUCUACCUACAGUGGCUUCACUUCUGAACAGUUUAUGAGACAAGCUGCCAAUGAACCAAUAUUGGAGUACAGAAAAGGAAGCAGUGAAAGAGUCGAUCUUGAAAAGGAAUUAAAUACUCUCAGUAAAAAUCCAACAAUUGUGCCUGUUCGAAUUGGCACUAAGAGUAUAAAGAACGGCUUGGACCGCAAGCAAGUUAUGCCAUCUGAUCAUCAAACAGUAAUCGCCAAGUACACAUUUGCUACCGCUGAUCAAAUUCGUGAAGCUAUUGAAGUUGGAUUAGAGGCGCGAAUUCCAUGGGAAAGAAAAUCACUGAGAGAACGUGCAGACAUCCUUCUCCAUGCAGCAGACUUAGCAGCUGGGAAAUACCGCAUGAAACUGAAUGCAGCGACUAUGCUCGGUCAGGGAAAGAACAUUGUGCAGGCUGAAAUUGACUCUGCUUGUGAGCUCAUCGACUUUUUCCGUUUCAACUCCAAGUUUGCUUUGGACCUGGAAAAAUACGAACCAAUCAGCACUAAAAUCAGUACCAACAAAUUGAUUUACAGAGGAAUGGAGGGUUUCGUAGCUGCCGUGGCACCUUUCAAUUUUACUGCGAUUGGUGGCAACUUGGCCUCAGCCCCAGCUUUGAUGGGAAAUGUAGUUAUGUGGAAACCUUCCAAUACCGCUGUAUUGAGUAACUAUUUUGUCCAUAUGCUUUUGGAGGAAGCUGGCAUUCCACAGGGAGUGUUGUCUUUCUUACCCUCGUCUGGUCCUGUAUUCGGGAAAGUUAUUACAGAGAGCAAGUAUUUCAGCGCUGUAAACUUCACUGGAUCAGUUCCUACCUUCAAGACCUUAUGGCAGAAUGUUGCCAAUAAUCUUGACAAAUACAUUACUUUCCCAAAACUCAUUGGAGAAUGUGGUGGCAAGAACUUCCAUUUCGUUCAUCCAUCUGCUAAUGCUGACGUAGUUGCGGCAGGCACUGUACGAUCUGCAUGGGAGUAUGGGGGUCAAAAGUGCUCUGCUUGCUCCCGUUUGUAUGUCCCAAAAAGCCGAUGGGAUGAAAUCUUCCAGAAGAUCAAGGAGAUUCACAAGCAAGUGAAGCUUGGUGAUGUUCGUGAUGGAUCAAUUUUCUUUUCGGCCGUCAUAGAUAAGGCUUCGUUCGAUAACAUCAAAAGUUAUAUUGACUAUGCAAAAACUGGUGCUGACGGAGCUAAGAUUCUUCUCGGUGGAAACUGUGACGAUAGCAAGGGAUACUUCAUUGAUGCCACACUUAUAACUGUUACUAACACCGGUAGCAAGCUUAUUCAUGAGGAAAUCUUCGGACCUAUACUAACCGUUUACGUUUAUGAUGAUUCAAAGAUUGAGGAAGUCCUCGCUUCUAUCAAAGAUCACACUCCGUUCGGUUUGACGGGUGCCGUUUUCUCUGAGGACAAAAAGUUCCUUUAUCAUGCGCGCGAUGUCCUUCGCGAUGCGGUAGGAAACAUGUAUUUGAACGACAAAUCUACCGGUUCGGUAGUGGGACAACAACCGUUCGGUGGAGCUCGCAUGUCAGGAACCAAUGACAAGGCUGGUGGACCCCACUAUGGAAUUAGAUGGACUUCACCUCUUACGAUAAAGGAGACAAGUGUUCCACUCACUGAGUGGCGUUAUCCUUCGAUGGAUUAA